UUGGCGCAGCGGCUGGCCCAGGAGGUGCCCCGCGACGUGGCCUCCUUCCUCUACACGGGCGACUCGCGGGAGCUGCGUCGCGCCAACUGCUCGGGCCGCUACGAGCUGGCCGGCGUGGCGGGCAAGUCGCGCUUCGCCGCGCACCCCUCGCUGCACGGCGCCCUCGACACCCUCACGCACGCCACCAACUUCCUCAACAUGAUCCUGCAGAGCAAUAAGUCGCGGGAGCAGAACUUCCAGGAGGACCUGGAGUGGUACCAAGCCUUGAUCCGGAGCCUCCUGGAGGGCGACCCCAACAUCUCCAGGGCGGCGAUCACUUUCAGCACGGAGCCCUUGGCCGCAGCUCCGCAGAUCUUCCUGCAGGCCAGCAGGCACGAGAGCCAGAUCCUGCUGCAGGACCUGUCCUCCUCGGCGCACCGCCUGGCCAACGCCUCCGUGGAGACCGAGUGGUUCCACGGCCUGAAGCGCAAGUGGAGGCCCCACCUGCACAGGAAGGUCCUCACGCCGGGCCCCAAAACUUUGGAGAGCAGCUGGAAGAGGCGCGAGAGCUUCAGCGCUGACAAGAACCACAUCAGGUGGUCGUCGCCGUUCCUCGAGUGCGAGAAUGGGAAUUACAAACCCGGCUGGCUGGUGACCCUCUCGGCAGCUUUCUAUGGACUCCGGCCGAACCUUUUCCCGGAAUUCAGAGGUGUUGUUAAAGUCGACAUAAAUCUGCAGAAGGUGGAUAUUGACCAGUGCUCAAGCGAGGGGUGGUUUUCAGGAACUCACAAAUGUCACCUCAACAGUUCAGAGUGCAUGCCAAUUAAAGGCCUUGGAUUUGUGCUUGGAGCCUACAAAUGUAUUUGCAAGGCUGGAUUCUAUCAUCCCAACAUCUUUUCAGUGAACAGCUUUCAGAGAAAGGACGCGGAUAACCGCUUCCCUGGUGGGGAGCUGUCGGAGGAAGUCUACACGUGCCUGCCCUGCAGGGAAGGAUGUUCCUACUGCACAGAUGAUACCCCCUGCUAUGCACAGGAGGACAAGUAUUUGCGGCUCGCUAUCAUCUCCUUCCAAACGCUCUGUAUGCUGCUCGACUUCAUAAGCAUGCUGGUAGUCUACCAUUUUCGCAAGGCAAAGAGUAUCAGGGCUUCAGGGCUGGUUCUUUUGGAAACCAUUCUUUUUGGAUCACUCCUUCUGUACUUYCCGGUUGUCAUUUUGUAUUUUGAGCCAAGCGUAUUUCGCUGUGUUCUCCUAAGAUGGGUUCGUCUUCUGGGCUUUGCUACUGUUUAUGGAACUGUGAYGCUCAAGCUGCACAGGGUUUUGAAGGUAUUCCUGUCCCGAACUGCUCAGCGUAUUCCAUACAUGACAGGUGGACGAGUGAUGAGGAUGCUGGCUGUAAUUCUCCUGAUAGUCUUUUGGUUUCUCGUCGGCUGGACUUCUGCAAUAAACCAAAAUUUGGAGAGAAACAUUCCACUCAUUGGCCAAGGGCAAACAUCUGACCACCUGAUCUUCAAUAUGUGCCUCAUAGACCGCUGGGAUUACAUGAUGGCUAUUGCUGAAUUUUUGUUCCUCUUGUGGGGUGUUUAUCUCUGCUAUGCAGUGCGGACAGUCCCAUCAGCAUUUCAUGAGCCACGUUAUAUGGCUGUUGCAGUUCACAAUGAGCUCAUUAUCUCUGCUAUAUUCCAUACAAUUAGAUUCAUACUUGCUUCAAGACUUCAGUCUGACUGGAUGCUGAUGCUCUUCUUUGCACACACACACUUGACUGUGACGGUCACUGUUGGGCUACUUCUGAUCCCUAAGUUUUCACAUUCAAGCAAUAACCCAAGAGAUGAUAUAGCUACAGAAGCUUAUGAAGAUGAGCUUGACAUGGGUCGCUCUGGAUCCUAUCURAACAGCAGUAUCAAUUCAGCAUGGAGUGAACAUAGUUUGGAUCCUGAAGACAUUCGGGAUGAGCUGAAGAAACUAUAUGCCCAGCUUGAAAUCUAUAAGAGGAAAAAGAUGAUUGCUAAUAACCCACAUCUCCAGAAAAAAAGGUGCUCAAAGAAGGGCUUGGGGAGAUCGAUAAUGCGACGUAUUACAGAAAUCCCCGAGACAGUCACGAGGCAGUGCUCCAGGGACGAGAAGGACGUGGUGGAGCACAGUGCUAUAAAGAAUACUGCAGCACCGAAGAAAAACCCACAGGAUUCCACGAGUUAUGUAAAGCCAAAAGAAGAGACUUUGAAAAACCGAGUAUUUUCAUUAAAGAAGUCCCACAGCACUUACGAUCAUGUUAGGGAUCAAACAGAAGAACCUAACAGCUUAACUAGAGAGAGCGUGGAAGGUCUAACUACUGAGAAUUCACUUCUGGAUUCCUUGACUGAGAAUAAGUUAACUAAAAAAGCUACUGAAAAAGUUGAAGCGGUGUCCACUGAAUCAGUCCCUUUGGUGUGCAAAUCAGUAAGUGCACAUAAUUUAAGUGCAGAUAAGAAGCCUCUGCAUCCAAGAACAUCUGUGUUACAAAAAUCCCUCAGUGUUAUUGCUAGUGCCAAGGAAAAGACUCUAGGCUUAACAGGUAAAACACAAAGUCUCGAAGAAAGCACUAAAUCCCAUAAAUCUCAACAAAAGAAUAAGGAGAUCAACAAAAAACACUCAAUCUCUGAGAAAGGAGAGCAUAAGGAUUCUCACGGGAAGAACUCUACGCAUUCUGAGGAGGCAAAGAAAACCCAUAAAUCUGGAAUUAUGAAACAACAAAAGGUUAGUCAGACAUCUGCAAAUCCUGACACAGGGCCAGGUAAGUCUCUGCACAAGGACAACAAGGACAAUUUUGACAUAGGAGAAGUUUGUCCAUGGGAGAUAUAUGACCAAAUUCCUGGUCCUGUGCCUUCUGACUCUAAAGUUCAAAAACAUGUAUCUAUUGUAUCCUCGGAGCCCGAGAAAAAUCACCCUUCCCAGCCAAAGGGGAAGUCUCAUCAUAAAUUGAAGACAGCUGAGGGGUAUCAACAAUCUAAUCAAAAGAGCUCAGAAAAGUUGGAGACAACCCCUUGGGAGACACAAGAGCAGCAGGCUUUUGAAAAUGAGAAAAAACAGUUGAAUUCCAAGUCUCAGGUCACCCCUGGGUUGAAAUGUGAGAAUGUUAAUAGAUACGUGCCCACUACUUGUGCUGGGGAGUAUGAGGAACCACCCCAGAAAGCAACAGAAAAGGAAAACCUCAAUAAAUUGGCAGAACAGAAAAAGAAUAUAUUGUCUGAGGCAAAUGUGCUUUCAUCUGACUCCCAUAAGCCAAGUAGUUACUUCCAGCAACCUUUAGCAUCUCGAGCUGAAGUCUGCCCUUGGGAGUAUGAUACACCAGAUUUACCAAAUGCAGAAAAAAGUGUAGCUUUAUCAAAAACCUCUACUAUAAGUGCAAAUAAAACAGCAACACCUCGAAAAUAAGAGGUUUUGGACUGAGGAGAGUAGCAACACUGGGAAGAAAGACAACAGGAAAGACAGAAGGGACUUAGGCCAGAAGGAUCUGAAAAUUCCUAAGGAGCAUCACUUAAAUCAAGAGAAUCAGCACAACACACAAGUAGGAAAUAAGCAAAGUAAAUUAUUAUUGUUCUUAUUGUUUAUUUUUUGAGUGCCAACAGUGUGAUUUGCAGUGCCCAGAAGGUGGCCCCUGCUGCAGACAACUUACUGUGUCAAUGAAAGAAAACCUGCCUUGGUGAAGUCACUACUUCAAGAGAAUAAAAAAAAAAUGGCUCUAACAAGUACACACCGUAAAUAAACCUCACCAGAAUUAUUUCUGAAUGCCCACAACUGGCUUUAACUUGCCCUUGGGACUUUAAAGAUCCAUCAGAAGUAGGCACAGAAAAUGUCCUGAUGGCAAAAUGGGGUAUCAAUGAGCAGCUUAUUGUAAUGACGACUUUUCACGUUGCAUAUUUCAUCUUGAUAGCACUGCUAACUCAAUGCAUCCCAAAAAUACAUUUUAUAUAAUGAUUGCUGUCAUUUUCUUAUUAAUGUAUGUUUACGUACAUUGUUGUGUCUCAUAUUAAAGCAUUCCAGGUUGUAUAAUUUUUGCAAAUAACUUUGAUAUUAUG
Messenger RNA from Nothoprocta perdicaria, 4031 nucleotides. It is a transcript of the gene GPR158, whose product is annotated as G protein-coupled receptor 158. Lineage: Eukaryota; Metazoa; Chordata; Aves; Tinamiformes; Tinamidae. Bases 199 to 3387 code for a protein of 1062 amino acids. The record is from RefSeq and is a predicted model, not a curated record. The transcript is spliced from 11 exons. Gene Ontology annotation, molecular function: G protein-coupled receptor activity. Gene Ontology annotation, cellular component: membrane. Gene Ontology annotation, biological process: G protein-coupled receptor signaling pathway.